AUGCCACCCACUUCAUCUUCCAAAGCUCGCGGAACCUCCAAAGGCCGUGGGAAGGGUCGCUAUAAGCCGACUACAAGUUCAACUCAGGCGACUCGAAAGCUGCGCAGUGUUAACGACGCACUAACAGCAUUGCCAACCAAGGUGAAGCUGCCAACGCGUCAGCAAUGGUUUCCAAAGUAUGAGAAGGAGCUCUGCGUUCGUCCGUUCAACUACGUGGAAGGCGACGUCGCCGAGGCGAUCUGCAAAUUCUGCGAGGUGUUCCGACGGGAAGAUCCGCCGGACGAGCAAGACGAUUCCGCGUUCGAUGCGUUGAUGAGGAACCCGAAAAAGAAGCGCAAGAAGAUGGCUAAAGCUAUGGUGUUCAAGACGUUUCGCCGCGACCAUAUCAUCCGACACAUGCAGCGCGAGCACUCGAAGAAGUGGUCUGCCUUCCUUGCUGUCACGGAGGACGAAGAGCGCGAAAGCUUUUUCCUGCCUACCCGGAUCGAGGACUUCCUCCCGAGACACCCUCAGAUUUCGUUUGUGGUUCUGAGCGGAAUUGCCAGCCUCAUCAAGCGUCUGUUCUGCAACCGAGGUGAUACGCCACACGGCUUGGUGACUGUGGACGACGAAAUCGGAGAGGUUGAAGUCUCCAACGACUUUAUGGAGACCGAGACGGAUGGAUACGUUCUAGUUAUCCGUGAUCGAGGCCAGUUUGAGACCAUUGUCAGCUGCAUCAACGCGGGAGUAAGCUUUCGUGCCAUUGCUGGUCUGUUUGCCACGUUCGGAACCGCGCUGUCCAACAUGAAGCCUGGAUUCCCCUGCAGACAAGUAGUAGGGCAAUCGGUUCGCCGUGUCGUUGCUCUCAACCUCUCUGCUAUCCGCUCACUGCUCAGCAAGACCUGGGGAUUUUCGCUGAUGGUUGAUGGCGUAACGCACCACAAAGAAGGAUACCUGGACGUGCGUGUGUCGUUUGGCCUCGUGGGUAAAAUUCACAACAUCCACCUCCUCGCCAUCCCCAUUGGCGAUAGCGCCCACACAGGCGAGAACUAUGCUGAGCUUGUCAUUAAUCUACUAGAGCACAUCGGUGAAACCAACCUGCUCCCUCAACUGAUCGGUGUCUCGACGGACGGAGCUGCGACGAUGCUAGGCCGCCACCAGGGAUUCUCGACGCGACUUCGUGCUGCUGCUGAAUGUGCGGUUCGGCCCAACCGGGACAGCGGGUGUCUCGCCUCUCGCCGAGACCUGCCAACCAAGAUCACUCCUCCGGAGAACCGCCGAGUCGCCGAGAGCAAAGGCUUCUCGACUCAGCAAUCAGUGCCCGGGACGUACGGGAACACUGGCUCGCAGCGGUGGCGAGACUUUCCUUCGCGCUUGGCGAGACUCGCGCCCAACCCGGGCCGACCUUAA
This is a messenger RNA of Phytophthora sojae, 1389 nucleotides long. RefSeq lists its product as hypothetical. NCBI's taxonomy places the organism in Eukaryota, Oomycota, Peronosporomycetes, Peronosporales, Peronosporaceae. The record is from RefSeq and is a predicted model, not a curated record. The transcript has 3 exons. The coding region runs from base 1 to 1389 and encodes 462 amino acids.